Messenger RNA from Actinia tenebrosa (Australian red waratah sea anemone), 1093 nucleotides. RefSeq names its product mediator of RNA polymerase II transcription subunit 18. Gene Ontology annotation, cellular component: mediator complex; core mediator complex. Gene Ontology annotation, molecular function: transcription coregulator activity. The record is from RefSeq and is a predicted model, not a curated record. Lineage: Eukaryota; Metazoa; Cnidaria; Anthozoa; Actiniaria; Actiniidae. Gene Ontology annotation, biological process: regulation of transcription by RNA polymerase II; termination of RNA polymerase II transcription.
UCCAAGAUGGCGGCUGUCAGGCUGCAUCAGAUGGAAUACUUUUUACAUGGUUCUAUCAAUAAAAAGAAUGUCGAAAAUCUGCUGUGUAGACUCAAGGGACUUUGUGACAAUACCUCACAUGAACGUGACAAGUUUUCGGAUCAUGAAAUCGUCUAUUCAUUACGUAACAAUCCACACCUAGUCACACUAAGGGCAAGGCACUCCUUGGUAGACACUGCUGCUCCUUGGUUACUGCGUUAUGUUGGUCAAGCAGAGAUGGGUGACAAAAGCAGAGCAACUCUUUUGCGUAGCUGUGUAGAAGUUGAAACUAGCGAUAACCUUUCUGCUUUCUUAGAGGAACUUGGAUUUAAAUUUGAUUAUGAAUUUGUAUUAUCUGGGUAUUAUUUUUACAAAGGACACAUAAAAAUCACAGUCAGCCAAGUGUUUAGGCUGCCUGUGGUUGGUGACAUGAGCAGUAUGCAGUUAGCAUCUGAAUCUUAUCUUGUUGAAAUAGGCCUAACAACAGCAGUUCAACAGGACUCAGUUGCUGAGGACAUCAAAGCUUUUGCAGAACAUUUAAAACCUCUUGUUCACUUGGAAAAAGUUGAUCACAGGAAGUUGUUACUGAUGUCAUGACAAAAAAGACACCAUCAAUGAUAUUGUAUAACUUCACUUGGACAACGUUGGUCACUGGUGCAUCACAUCACUCAAGGAAGGUUGGUUGCUGAUAGUAGUAUAACAGACCCCAAUGACAUCAUACAGUGGAAUGUUUGCUAGUUUCAGUAAGAUACGUCAUGAUGUAUAGUGUAAUUUUUCACUGAUAAAAUGUCACUUGCCUAGUGAAUAUGAACACCUGAAGCCAUAUCAUGCCRGCCUUACUGUAUAGUGGGUUUAUGAAGGUAGUUUUGAGAUAUAGUUCAGUGGAUUGUGCUACUUGAAACUACGAAAAUUACUUGGUAAGAUAGUAUAGUUGUAGUACUUGGAAGGUGAAGUGAAACUAGGUCUUGUAAUAUUACACGUGAGAUUAGAUGAUGAGGUGUUAUCAAUAACAUAUAUCACAUCAUCGGAUUGUGUAAAUGAAAUGGAAAAAAUGAAUAAAGAAAAGAUGAAAUAA